GUCUGGAUUUCUUGUGUGAAUUUUGAAUUUUGUGAACACACGACUGGCUUGCCAAAGUGUUAUUGUGCUCCAAGCUCAGCGUGAUAACCAAUGUGAAUAUAUUUGCAAAACGUGUAAUUAGCAACGUUUAGCAGCAAAAACUGCACGAGUUAGCUAAGCUACCUAGUCUGACCAAAACAUUAGCAUCUCUCGACAGCAGCAACUAGACAAUAACACGGAAACAGCUGAUCCAGCAGUCAGCUGUUACGGACAUAAACGUUAGACACAGCAUGUGGUAAUUUAUAAAUACAAAUAAUCGUUUUUAAGGUGAUGGUUAAUGACACAUGGUAUUAUCUUAAAAUGCCUGAUUUGGCGACUUUUCUUUAACGAUUUGUGUUGUGUUGACAAGGACCGAGUGCAACGUGACAUUGCGUAAUAUGUACACGUGACGUUAAAGCCCUGAUGUCCACUGUCAAUACGGCUGGGCGUCAACUCGAGUUUCCCGUAUAGAAUCAAGACAUUAAUAUGUAACGUAGCAUUUCUGGCAGACCUUAAAACAUAUUAGGCUAACUGACGCUUAAAGAAAACCCACUCUCGUGUAACGUUGCUCUGUGUAGACUGACUACUUACAAUUUUAGUGGAAGUAAACGCUGUGGACGUAGGAGGAGUUGUCCUUGCGGCUGCAGGAGUUUGUUGGCUUUGUUGCUAACCAUGGCUACAUGUCGCCAUCCCUGGCUGAGUCCGUGGGAGGAAACCGAAUGUUUCACCUACUAUGACAUGCUCACUCCUCACGAAAUUUAUGAAGUCGUGGGCUCUCAACUGACGGAAACCGACGUGGAAGUGUUGUCUUAUAUCUUGGAUGAAAUGUACCCCAAUGAACAUCCCCUUGAUCCAGAACAAUGGACCGAGACGGCUAGAGCACGCGACUCCGGACAGCUAGAGGUGGUCACGCCGCCAGACCCCCGACUGGUGAGAGCUUGGCGGCGGGUCCGGCCCCGCUGUCGGCCAUGUCCGGAGGCCGCGCGACACAAGCCCAAAUGCGGCGUGGAACUGCUGCUGGAAUUGGAGAGGAGAGGUCAUCUGAGCGAGGCAAACCUUGAGCCCCUCCUGCAGCUCUUGCGGGUGCUCACGCGACAUGACCUCCUGCCCUUCGUCUCACGCAAGAAGAGAAGAACAGUGUCGCCAGAGAGGGACUACCCGGUCCCGAUGGAGGAGGCCGCCAUGGAAGGAACCUCUAAGAAUACCAGCUGCAGCCAUGCCGGCCCACCCAGUGACUGCUCCUCGGAGCUCUGGAGGGAAGGGGUUGACCCUAUGCGAGCUGCAGCUCCUAUGAGGCGUAAGCGGGGCAAAGGGCGUCAGUGGACGCGCAGGAAAGGCCCCAAACCCCCGGAGUUUCAGCCUCCUCCAGUCCCCAACAAAGUCACCUGUGAUAUCCGUCUGCGUGUGCGUCCCGAGUACUCCGAGCAGGAGUCGGUCCUGCGUGCGUCCGUCUCGUCUACCAAGCGUGAGCCGCUGGCGCGUCAGCUGGACCUGUUUGGCCGUGCCAACGCCAUGCUGCGGGCACGGGACCUGGGCUCCAUCAACUGUGACAUCAAGUUCUCCGAGGUGUCCAAGCUGGACGCGUUCUGGGCAGACUACCUGAGCGGCGCGCUGACCGAGGCGCUGAAGGACGUGUUCCUCACGGACGCGCUUCGGCGGGCCGCCGGACACCACCGCUUGCAGCUGCUGGUCAGCGUCGACCAGGACGACUACGAGCAUGGACGCCGCAUGCUGAUGGAGCAGCUCACAGACCACUCACACCAGGUCCCAGCUGGACGUGAGGAAGCUCACUGGUGACGACACAGCAGGAGGAUUUUUAUUUUUGACCUCUGACCUCUUCCAUUGGUACUAUGGUGACGCUGACGAGAGGCUACAUCAUGUCAGACCACAGCAGAGGCCAAACUGCUGUGUUUGUGUGUCUGUGUGUGUGUGGUGAUGCUGAGAGACUGUGUCGUCAGACUGCACAAGAGGCCAAACUGCUGUGUGUGUGUCCAUACUGAUUAAGUAUCCUUACACCGUAGAGAGAGAGAGAGAGAGAGAGACAUAGAGUGUGUGUGUGUGUGUGCGAGAGUGAGUGGGUGGGAUGUGUGGUGAAACUACUGCCAAACUUCCACGAUAACUGGAAGCAGGGCCAUGGGCCGUAUGUGUGUGUUCUGUAAUGGGGGGGGGGGGGGGUUCUUGGUAUUGUACAGCAGCUGGGUGUUCUAAUUAGACUGAUUAGUCUGGUUUCUGGUCCUUUGUGUUUGAUUUGGGAAUAAUCGCCUUCAUCUCGAGUCUGUGCUCAGUAUUGCCCCCUGUAGGAGGGGGGCCUCUCCCGCCUCUACGGUGCAUUACAACAGGAAAGAAUGAUUGAAGAAGUAUUUGAUGUCUUUUUUUCUGGAAAUAUAUAGUCAUGCACUUUGUUGUACUUAAUUAAAUCUUAAUUAAAUAUGUUUGUGUACGUUUAAAAUAGUUUCAGAUAAAGUCAAUCUUUAUCAGCCAAAGGAGUGUCUU
Molecule: messenger RNA, 2511 nt
Organism: Alosa sapidissima (American shad)
Lineage: Eukaryota; Metazoa; Chordata; Actinopteri; Clupeiformes; Clupeidae
Gene: dedd2
Product: death effector domain-containing 1
Exons: 6
Coding region: 691-1815 (374 amino acids)
Biological process (GO): regulation of apoptotic process; extrinsic apoptotic signaling pathway via death domain receptors; apoptotic process
Cellular component (GO): nucleolus
Molecular function (GO): DNA binding; protein binding
Source: RefSeq, a predicted model, not a curated record